This is a messenger RNA of Haliaeetus leucocephalus (bald eagle), 1999 nucleotides long. RefSeq names its product histidine ammonia-lyase (gene HAL). Gene Ontology annotation, biological process: L-histidine catabolic process. The coding region runs from base 17 to 1999 and encodes 660 amino acids. The transcript is spliced from 20 exons. The record is from RefSeq and is a predicted model, not a curated record. NCBI's taxonomy places the organism in Eukaryota, Metazoa, Chordata, Aves, Accipitriformes, Accipitridae. Gene Ontology annotation, cellular component: cytoplasm. Gene Ontology annotation, molecular function: histidine ammonia-lyase activity.
ACUUUGGAGAGAAAGCAUGCCGAGAUACACGGUGCAUGUCCGAGGAGAAUGGCUGGCAGUGCCGUGCCUAAACUCCACAAACACAAUUGGGUGGCUAGGAAAGGAAGCUGUGAGACGGUACAUGAAGAACAAACCUGACAACGGGGGAUUUGCCUCAGUGGAAGAAGUAAAAUUUUACAUUCGAAGGUGCAAGGGACUUGGCUUGCUGGAUCUUGAUGAUACAGUGGAGGAUGCUCUAGAGGACAAUGAAUUCGUUGAAGUUGUUAUAGAAGGAGAUAUAAUGUCUCCAGAUUUCAUACCAUCUCAGCCAGAAGGAGUUCAUUUAUACAGCAAAUACCGAGAACCAGAACAGUAUAUUUCUUUAGAUGGCAACAGCUUAACAACAGAGGACUUGGUCAAUUUAGGAAAGGGGCUCUACAAGAUAAAGCUCACACCUGAAGCUGAAGCUAGAGUCAAACAAUCACGAGAAGUGAUUGAAAGGAUUGUAAAGGAACAGACAGUUGUUUAUGGAAUCACCACGGGGUUUGGGAAGUUUGCGAGGACUGUCAUCCCAAACAAUAAGCUGAGGGAGCUUCAAGUGAACUUGGUUCGUUCGCAUUCUGCAGGUGUGGGGAAACCUUUGAGCCCAGAGAGAUCUCGCAUGCUGUUGGCACUGAGGAUCAAUGUCCUAGCAAAAGGAUACAGUGGAAUAUCCCUAGAAACGCUCCAGCAAGUUAUUGAAGCAUUUAAUGCAUCUUGCCUUCCUUAUAUCCCUGAGAAAGGGACAGUUGGAGCCAGUGGAGACUUGGCCCCCCUCUCUCAUCUUGCUCUGGGAUUAAUUGGAGAGGGAAAGAUGUGGUCCCCAAAGAGUGGCUGGGCCGAUGCUAAAUAUGUCCUGGAAGCCCAUGGUCUGAGACCAAUUACCUUGAAACCAAAAGAGGGUCUGGCUCUCAUCAAUGGGACACAAAUGAUCACCUCGCUGGGAUGCGAAGCAGUUGAAAGAGCUGGUGCUAUUGCUAGACAAGCUGACAUAAUAGCUGCCCUUACACUUGAAGUCUUGAAGGGUACCACAAGGGCCUUUGACACUGAUAUCCACGCAGUUCGCCCACAUCGAGGGCAGGCUGAAGUAGCAUUUCGAUUCAGGUCCCUUCUAGAUUCUGACCAUCAUCCAUCAGAAAUAGCAGAGAGCCAUAGAUUCUGUGACCGAGUUCAGGAUGCAUACACGAUGCGCUGUUGCCCUCAGGUCCACGGAGUUGUAAAUGAUACAAUUGCUUUUGUGAAGGACAUCAUGACAACUGAAAUCAAUAGUGCCACGGACAACCCUAUGGUGUUUGCUGAAAGAGCAGAGACCAUUUCUGGAGGAAAUUUUCAUGGUGAAUAUCCUGCAAAGGCUCUAGACUAUUUGGCAAUUGGGGUGCACGAACUCGCUGCAAUAAGUGAAAGAAGAAUUGAGAGGCUCUGCAACCCCUCGCUCAGCGAACUGCCUGCAUUUUUAGUCACGGAAGGAGGUCUGAACUCUGGCUUCAUGAUUGCACACUGUACAGCAGCUGCCCUGGUUUCUGAGAACAAAGCCUUGUGCCACCCCUCUUCUGUGGAUUCUCUCUCAACCAGUGCUGCUACGGAGGAUCACGUGUCCAUGGGAGGAUGGGCUGCAAGAAAAGCUUUGAGAGUUAUUGAACAUGUGGAACAAGUUCUGGCUAUUGAGCUGCUUGCAGCCUGCCAAGGCAUUGAAUUCCUACGCCCUCUGAGAACGACAACGCCAUUGGAGAAGGUCUACGACCUUGUGCGCUCCGUUGUGAGGCCUUGGAUGAAGGAUCGCUUCAUGGCCCCAGACAUUGAAGCAGCUCACAGGCUGCUCGUGGAGCAGAAGGUGUGGGAAGUUGCUAAACCUUACAUUGAAAAGUACAGGAGGGAACACAUCCCUGAAUCGAGACCCAUUUCACCAACAGCUUUCUCCCUGGGAUCGCUGGAAAUGAAUACGGGUGUUAGUCAUGACCACAGGCAUCAGGAUGAACUUUAA